Xyrichtys novacula (pearly razorfish) is the source of this 318-nucleotide messenger RNA. The record is from the annotation of a GenBank genome assembly. NCBI's taxonomy places the organism in Eukaryota, Metazoa, Chordata, Actinopteri, Labriformes, Labridae.
AUGUUGACUACACCAGACAUGAAAGCACUCUUGGCUCAACUGCUGGGAACUAAGAUGAUAGAGGAGUUUCUGCACAAGGCAAAACAAGGUUGGAUGACAAAUCCCAUGAUAGAUGGGAGUGAGUUCAAUGCAUAUUGUGAUGUGAUGUGGAGGGUGCUGCCAGAUGAAGAGUGGAGACUGAAAGAGCAGAAAAAGAACAUUCAGUGGAAGUUGAUACAGCUACAGCUGGGAGAACUGCUCGGCGACAACAUCCGCCAUGCUGUCCAGUCCACAAACACACCUACACGCACACCCACACACACACCCACAACAAGGUGA